Messenger RNA from Trichomycterus rosablanca, 4946 nucleotides. Its product is annotated as constitutive coactivator of PPAR-gamma-like protein 1 homolog. Bases 280 to 3369 code for a protein of 1029 amino acids. The transcript has 17 exons. Gene Ontology annotation, cellular component: nucleus. Lineage: Eukaryota; Metazoa; Chordata; Actinopteri; Siluriformes; Trichomycteridae. The record is from RefSeq and is a predicted model, not a curated record.
CAGCGCUACAGACCACAGACAUGGCUCCAUAAGAUUGCACAUGGCGCCCAGCGGCCAUGACCCAAAUACCCCCACAACUCACCAAAAAAUAAUAAACAAAUGCAUUUCUGAUAACUUGAUUAAUUUGGAAUUCAUCAGCUCCAUCUCUGGCAGUAUUUGUACCAGGAUUUUAACCUAGACGUGGGAGUGACGGUGGCUGCCCGCAUCUCGGUUCGUCGAUAACUUAACAACCCUAGUUUUUAUUUUUGUGUCAUUUCCCCCCCCCUGAAGACAGGAGCGAUGGGUGUCCAGGGCUUUCAGGAGUACAUCGAGAAGCACUGCCAGAGCUCGGUAGUGCCGGUGGAGCUGCAGAAGCUGGCGCGGGGGAGUCUGGUGGGAGGUGGCAGGCAGAGGCCGCCUCAGGGCCCGCUGCGUCUGCUGGUGGACGCCGAGAACUGCCUGCACCGGCUCUAUGGAGGCUUCUACACCGACUGGGUCGGCGGCGGCCAGUGGAAUCACAUGCUGGGCUACCUGGCUGCCCUGGCUAAGGCCUGCUUCAACGGGAACAUCGAGCUGCUCGUGUGCUUUAAUGGCUCCUUUGAGAAAGGCCGCCUGCACGAGUGGGUGAAGCGGCAGGUCAACGACAGGCAGACCGCCCAGCAGAUCAUCAGCCACGUCCAGAACAAGGGGACCCCUCCGCCUAAAGUCUGGUUCCUGCCACCUGUCUGUAUGGCGCACUGCAUCCGCCUGGCACUCCUCAGAUUCCGGAUCGGAGUUGUGCAGAGCAUCGAAGAUCAUCACCAAGAAGUCAUUUCUUUAUACAGAGAGAACGGGUUUCAUGGAUUAGUGGCUUAUGAUUCUGACUAUGCUCUGUGCAACAUCCAAUACUACUUCAGCGCCCAGGCUCUGAAACUCAGCCGCAAUGGCAAGAGCCUCACCACCAGCCAGUAUCUGAUGCACGAAGUGGCCAAGCAUCUGGAUCUCAGUCCCAGUCGCUUUGUCAUUUUUGCUUCACUCUUGGGAAAUCACAUUUUGCCUGAUGAGGACCUAGCCGCCUUUCAUUGGAGUUUACUUGGUCCAGAGCACCCUUUAGCAUCCCUGAAGGUCCGUGCCCAUCAGUUGGUUCUUCCCCCCUGCGAUGUCGUGAUAAGGGCUGUGGCGGACUAUGUACGCAGCUUGCAAAACAUUACUGACCUGGAAGCUGUCGCUAGAGACAUUUUUAAGCACCCUCAGUCCAGGACUGAUGACAAACUCGAACGCUUCAAGAAGGCGGUGGAGUAUUACUCAGCUGCUAGUAAGCCCCUCCAGUCCUCUUUCACUACAGCAGCCAAACCAAAGCGACCCGGAGCCCAUGCAGUUGUGUCAGUUUGCGCACCCCCACAGAUGUCCAACAUUCCACAGCCCUCGCUCCCGCUGCAGCCUGGGGGCCAGCAGAACUCCUCUGGACCUGCGGCUAAAGGGCUCCCGGAUCAGAACAGCUUCAGUAACAUUCCAAACGAAGGCAAGCAGCAUACGCCUCUGUACGAGAGGGCAUCUCCCAACCACACUGAGACGGCCUUCUUCAAUGCCUCGUCCACUUCCUCUUCAUCCGAGAACGAGGAGAACGCAGGCCCCACUGCCAAUCAUGUAAGUGACCAUAAGGUAUGGGACAAGCCGAAAGAUCAGACCGACAGCACCCCAGAAGGCAACUUGGAGGACCAAAAUAAAUUUGACACUUCUGUGACCUCCCCUGUGGGCCAAGGCCACCUUGGGGUCAACGCCCAUAUACCGUCUUUGCUGUCAAUGCCAACCAGAAACCACAUGGACAUCACCACACCACCUCUGCCCAUGGUGCCACCCGAGGUGCUGCGGGUAGCCGAACACAGACACAAGAAGGGACUUAUGCACCCUUACAUCUACCACAUCCUCACCAAGGGAGAGAUUAAAUUAUUGGUCACCAUCGAAGACGAAGGUAACAAGGAGCUGCCGUCCGCCGUGCAGCUGUACCGGCCAAUCCGCCAAUUUGUUUACGGCGUCCUCUUCAGCCAGGCAGAAGCCAAGAAGAGAGCAGAGAGGCUUGCCAUGAGGAGAAACCGCCUCCCUGAGUACCAUCCCGUCAUUAUAAAAGAGUGGGCGGCUUACAAGGGCAAAUCCCCACACACGCCCGAGCUGGUAGAGGGCUUGGCAUUUCGUGAGUGGACCUGCCCCAACCUGAAGAAGCUCUGGCUGGGCAAGGCCGUGGAGGACAAGAACCGGCGCAUGAGGGCUUUCCUGGCCUGCAUGAGGUCCGACACGCCAGCCAUGCUGAACCCUGCCAACGUGCCCACUCCUCUCAUGGUGCUCUGCUGUGUACUCCGGUUCAUGUUACAAUGGCCGGGAGUACGAAUUUUACGUCGUAACGAACUCGAUGCUUUCCUAGCCCAAGCACUUUCUCCUAAACUUUAUGAGCCUGACCAGCUGCAGGAACUGAAGAUUGAGAACCUGGAUGCACGUGGAGUGCAGCUGGCAGCUCUCUUCAUGAGCGGCGUAGAUAUGGCGCUGUUGGCCAACGACGCAUGUGGACAACCGAUCCCCUGGGAGCACUGCUGCCCGUGGAUGUACUAUGACGGCAAGCUGCUGCAAAGCAAGCUGAUUUCCGCCACGAGAGAAAAAGUCCCGCUCCUUGACCUCUGUGAUGGUCAGGCUGAGCUGGUUACAAAGCUGGAAAAGAUGCGGCAGAGUAUCAUGGAGGGUUUGAACUUCUCUCGUCCUCCUCAUCCUCUCCCGUUUCUGCCUCCACCUCCUCACGCUAUGCCUUUCUACCCACCCAGCAAUCCUUUUUACCCUCCUCCACCCAUGCCUCCUCCUCCGGGACGAGGCAGGGCCAUGCCGGCGGGACUCCAACCAAUCCCAUCCCAGGGGGGUAAGCUUGAGAUAGCCGGCACGGUUGUGGGGCAUUGGGCAGGCACUCGGCGUGGCAGAGGUCGGGGUGGUUUUCCCAUCCAGGUGGUGUCAGUCGGAGGACCAAGAGGAGGACGACCAAGAGGCGUGAUUUCAACCCCUCUUAUACGGACCUUCGGUCGAGGAGCCAAAUUUAAUGGCCGAGGAUACAAAAAUCUGGGAUCACACCAGAUUAAACCUGCAUAUACUGCCUCUGCCACCGACCUAGGCAAAGAACGGAAGAAGCCCAAGGCGGAGGGCCAACCGCCGCCCGCGGGGUCCGUCGUGGCCGAGAACGGGGUGGAGGGCAAAGAGUCCGAGGAGCCCGACGGGAGCAAGGCAGAAGACAAGGCUGCUAACCAACCUGAAAGUGCCUUCAGCAACGACUCCAAAAUGUGCAAUAUGAAUCCACAUUUAAAUGCACUAAGUACAGACGGAGAGCGGCACAGAGACGAAGCUCUGAGCGCCUCCGUCUUAAAAACAGAAGAGUAAACCUAUUUUUAUAGAGAGGGUGAUGGGUGGAAGGUUCAGGAUUAAGGAAAAUCUGGAAAGAUGGAAAGCCUACAGUUGGUGUACAAUUUAAUUCCUCACUGAAAAGCGCUAAACGAGGAGCUACUGUAUGAAUUGUUUCGAAAUCCCUCUGUGAUGUCAGUAAGUUCAAAUUAUAAAUACUUACGAUCGAUUCAUUAUUUCUCAGAAUGGCAUAAUGAACUGAGGUAUACCAGUUCAUUAAAGCAUAUUACCAAUACUAUCCGGAGUUAAGCGUACUCCCUUCUCACCGAUAAUGACGUCUCAAACUGGUUAGGCAGACAUUUUAUUUUACUUCGUCUUAAUUAAAUCGAAGCCGAAACCUUUCAUUUGGCGAACUUAGUACUCCUAGGUUGAGAUGCUACCAGUAGCUGGCACCAUAUAUAUUUGCCAUUGUAACUGAAUUUGUGUUGUGUCAGUAAAUGCUUAUUUUUUUCGUUUGAGUAAAACUCACAACAGGAAUAAAAUUCGCCUGGGCCAUCGCUGUGGGUUUACUUGAGCUCAAAUUGUGCAGAAUCGUUUGGGAAAUUUAGCAGCUUAGGUUCUUACGAACUGCGUCGCACUAGUCGCGGCGGCGAAGCGUGAAUCGAGAAAACGCAAAUAAUCUAAUGACAAAAACCGGUUGUUUGCUUUGUCAGGACUUUGCCAUGCAUCGAUGAUCGAUAUUAGUGUGGUUUCUUGACUCAGUUGUAGAUGUAUGACGGUUUCAGCAACUUUUUGCAUGGUUCACAAUUAAAAAAAGAAGAAAAAAAAACACAACAAAACUGUGUGUCGUAGUUAUGCAUGUUGUCCUUUUUCUUCCAUCUCUACAAGUACUGUGCCCAUUUGCAAAAUCUUAAAAGGCUAAUAAUCGGUAAUAGUUCUAUAAAAAGUGUUAACUGUUGGUAACUGAUUUGCUCUAACCUUUAAAUUUUUGUGAUUAUUGACCUUUGUUGCAUUUACUCGAAAAUAUCGGAUGUUAUCUAGCCAUUUUGAAUAUUGUUAACCCUGGUAUAUUCAUGCAGCUCUGUAUUAUCUCCAUUAAUGUACUUUGUUGCUGUUUUCUGCGUCCGUUAGCCAACCGUCUCUCAAAAAGAGAAAAAGCUUCAGUCUUCAAAUGACUGAUCCUGCCCCCGAGCCCUCCCACCCCCUAUCCUUUUCUUAGCUGGAGAUAAUUAAGCAGUAUGUAAGCAGUAUGACCCUCCCAUUUUGAGAGUUUAGCCUAAGCAGAACCGAAUCGUUUCGAUGUUUUCUUUAGUGUUUUCAGAGUUUGAUGUACUUCAGAACAAGAAUCAUUACUUCACGUUCUCCAUCUAAUUCCUCCUGAUGCUUUUCAUCGCACAUUAGUGAUCAGAAAUAUGGUGUAUUCCCCUGCCCGCAAGACUAAAUAGGCUACCUUAAUGUAAGUUGAUCGGAGUUUUUUUUUUCCUAACUCAUGGGGUGUCAAAGAAUGAUCUACUGUCGGGUUUUGAGUGAUUGUGGAUGGCUUGUGGUGUGGAGUAUUGAAGGAAAUUGAAUGCAACUUACAAUGCUUAAUAAAAGUCUUUAUUCUUUUAGUAUAA